Molecule: messenger RNA, 2427 nt
Organism: Cadophora gregata
Lineage: Eukaryota; Fungi; Ascomycota; Leotiomycetes; Helotiales; Ploettnerulaceae
Exons: 5
Coding region: 1-2427 (808 amino acids)
Source: RefSeq, a predicted model, not a curated record
AUGUUCAAUAUCGCACAUAACGUCCCCAGAUCUUUCGUUUUUGUCUUCUGUCUCCCCCUUUUCUUGCCAAAUACUCUGUCGAUCACGCUGCGGCAAUCCUCACCAGAGGAAUUUCGUUUCUUUAAGAUGGCAAAGUCAGCUCCAUCUGUGCUUUUCAGCCUCAUUGCAAUCUUGUUCUUGUUCCAAAUCACGUCCUGCUCACCAAUUGCGAAUAAUGAUGAGCCAGGCCGCGGGAAAGCUGAAAUUGACGGAAACUUGACCUUCGUCGACAAUGUCGACACACCCGGUGGUCCAGAUAACGUUGAUCUAACAGUCGACAAAGCUGCAUCUGCUUCUAUCCCAGCAACUAGCCCUGCUGCUAGUAAACGGCCCCUGCGCGAGUCCAUAACGUAUGUUACCCAGGAAGCUAUUGAAGCCUACGAGAAACAUGGCGACUGCUACCCUGCUUUCUUUGACAUCACCGAGGACAACCUCCAACAAGCAAACUUAUCGCUCUGGUUCAAUGACUUCCUUGUCUCAAAGCAGAGAGCAAAUCCUCAGGCAUAUGACCAAUUUGGCGAAAUAUCCCUUUACGCUCGAGAGAUCAUGCAGACUUCUGGCUUCGAAUGUAACCUUCAAUCCAAGGGUUGCAAUCGCGUGCCUUCUUGCAGAGAUGUCACCGACCACCUUGAGAGGCGGAACUUGGGCCUCUCUACUGCUGAGCUUUUGGACCAAACGAGAAAGAUAUACUUCACGUUCACGCAAUUGGAUUCCAUUGCCAAGUAUAUCUCGACAAUGCACGAGCUUCUCGGUACUACUCAGUCUAACAUCAAUGGUUUCAUCAUGUCACUGAUUACUGAUUUCACCACACAAUCAAGUACAGAUAGCGAGAUCGCUUGCGCACUGAUCAAAUUUGGUUACGAGAUGGGUUUCCAGAUCGCCCAGACGGCCCUAUCAUUCGGUCUUGGUUCCAUCCCUAGCGGAGCUGGAGAGUAUGUUCUUGCUGGUGACAAGAUUGUGAAAGCAGGACAGAAUAAAAAGCAACAGGAGUUUGCCGCUAACAGUCACUGGAUUUGGACCGGCUUAGAUCUCGUUCACAAAGUUGCGCAGAUGGAAAUGGCUUUCGAAGGGAUGAAGUGGACUGAUGAUUGGUACGGUGCAAAUGCGGAAAUGGAGAAGAAGAACUAUCAUCUCGUAAUGGCGCAAGCCUAUGUUGGUGGUUUGUGUGCUGAAGUUGGUGGAGAUAUGCCAAAUCAGAACUGGGAACGAGCGACCAAAAUGGCGUCCUAUGCGUCCAAAGGCUUCAUGGACAUGAGAGCCAUCCUAGAGAGAUUGAUGAAAACUCUCUCCAAAGGUAAUGGUUUGAAGAACGGUAUAUCGUACCUCUCCUUAUACCUUGAGCAUGACGAGAUGUUCAAGGCCGUACAACGUCUGAAGCAAGGCCACUCUGUCUACGAGAGCACCAUGACCCAGCGCUUCAAAGAAUCGCUCAUCACAUCUGCCUUGGCGAACAGCAAAUGCUACCAGAAGUGUGCCAACAGACCUGGUGAUAUAAAAGCACAGGAUGCCUGCAAGUCCAAAUGGGCCAAUGUUGAUAGUCGAUACUGUCCAGAGGACGACGAGUUCACUGCUUGUCAGGUGCAAUGCUUCACAACACAAACCGUUGGCAAUCGUGAGAGAACGCUCAUCGGCAAGAUGGCUUUGCCACAAUACGCGCUCUCGGUAAAGCAACUGCUCAAGGACUCUCUACACCACUACCACGAGACUGGAAACGCACCACCCGCCCUUGGACAGCUCGCAGGGAAUGGAUCCAGUGACAUUUUGGCCUUAGAACGAACCCUUAACACCGAAGUCAGCGGUCUCGCACUACCUGUCUGCCACUCGGCCAAUGUCAAGCUCACUGAAUUCGACGACAAGAUCCACUACGGACUGAAGUACACCCAGAACCAGCAAUUCCCAUGCUCUUGCGGCGAUUGGAGAUCAAACGAGACACAGCCCUUCCUGGCAAGGCUGGGACUGGCUGCAAACCAGUCCGAUUUCCAAACUGGCGCUGCCAAAGAGCUAUUCACUCAGAUCUGUCCACACAACCUCAAGAAACACGCACCCCUAACCCGCUACCUCGCCUACUGCAACCUAGGGAUCCAAUUCCCCGACAAAUCCACGGGCGGCGGGCCAGCCAAGUACCCCUCCUCGCACCCCGACCACUGGGUGCACAACAUGCACCAGAUCAAGACCGGGCGCGGAGCCCACCGCCACUGCGAGGUCAUCGCCGAGCAGGUCAAUGACAUGGAUGAGAAGGCGGGCAAUAUGGCGUUCUGUAGGAAGAAGACGAGGGAGAUGGCGGAGGUUAUUAAGGAGGGGAGGGCGCAUGCGGAGAAUUUGAGGGGGGGGUUUGUGGUGAGCUAUAAGGAGGCUUGUAGGAGGUUUUUGAAGGAUAAUAAGGCGUAG